Messenger RNA from Helicoverpa zea (corn earworm), 6711 nucleotides. RefSeq names its product protein wings apart-like (gene wapl). NCBI's taxonomy places the organism in Eukaryota, Metazoa, Arthropoda, Insecta, Lepidoptera, Noctuidae. The transcript is spliced from 14 exons. The record is from RefSeq and is a predicted model, not a curated record. Gene Ontology annotation, biological process: regulation of chromosome condensation. Bases 434 to 4357 code for a protein of 1307 amino acids.
UAGCCAAUAUGGCGUCUUUUGUGUUAUGAGAUGACAACAUCGCAGUUUGUGUCCUAUUUGUCAUUUACUCAUAUUAAAAUCAACAUUAAAGAUCUACCUCAAAAGUUCAAAGAGAAUCGGAUAAUUAAAAUGGAAGUUGUAAAAACGUGAUAAACUGUUAUGUCGAUUGAUUACGCAUUUGAGUGCAUCUGAGGGAAAAGUACUUGGGGCUCCUGUAAAAAUGGCGGGUGUGUUAUCUUUAUGGGUUGUGUUUUCAUUUCAUUUGGAGAAAGUCUAGUGAUGGUCAAAAAAGUGUUAUUGAUGGAUUUUUAAAGUGUCUCGAACAUACAAUUCGCGUUUGGAAUCGGCAUGUGUUUCUCACUUUGACAUUUGCCUAAACGAUUGAUUAGACUGAGUCGGUGCUGGUGUCAUCGUUAUUGAUGAAAUUAUCAGCAUGUCGCGCUGGGGCAGAGGCCGAGGCGGUAGCGUGGCCGUACCGCUGGAUAGUGCUCUCUUUAGAGAAAAUAGUAACUGCCCAACAGCAGCUCGUUCGGCGGGCACGGUGGGCAAAUGGGGAAUCACUAGCUUCACGUCGAUUAGAAGCGCACCUUACGCAUAUGCAAACAAUAUUCUUAAAAAGCCUGUGCAAGAUCAGAACAGUCCGCUGACAGUGCCAGCAGUUGAGACUGAGCAGCCACCACCAAAGCCCAAGAAAUUCUUUAAAUCUCGCAAUGCAGAGGUCUACCCACCAGUUCCACAGAUCACUUAUGCUCCCCCAGUACCUGCUGCACCCCUCUCACCUGAACAUCCUUCACACAGCAAGGAAAAGAAAACAACUAAAAGAAACAGGGCUUCUUAUACAAGAGAUUCAUCAUCUCCUGAAUUACCUCGCCGCAACUCUGAAAAAUCUAAAGCCAAAAGAGGUGCAGUGGCCACAAAGGCAUCCAAAAAGGAAGAAGCACCAGCUGAAAAUACUCAACCUCCAAAUAAACGUUACCUGGUUCGCAAUCGUGAUAAAGUGAUCAAUUAUGCUGAAGAUGGCAGUAAUAGCCCCAUUCCAGAGUUCACUCGGUAUGAAUCAACACAAUCAAAGGUUGCCUCACCAAAAGUACCAUCGCCCAAAGCCAGUCCAUUAGUAAGUAGUCCAACUGUCAUUAAAACAGAUGUUACAAGUCCGUCUACAAGUAAAGAAGCGAAUGAAGAGCGUAAACCACCUCCAAUAGUUCUACGAAUAUCCAAAGGAACAUCAAGAAUUGUAAGCACAGAUUCAAAUGAAGGUUUUACAUCUCCUAGUUCUGAUAGGCAUUCAUCUUUGGAUACUCACUCAGAUGUUGGGUCUGAUCAUAAAAAGAGUCCAUCUAUGGAAACAAUAUGCUCUCCCAAGCAUGAAGGUCUUAAAAUUACAAUCAAGUGCGGUGGUCUUACUCAGGAAACCAAAAAAGAAAAGAAGAAGGAGAAAAAAGAUCACAAGUCACACAAACGUCAUCACAAAAACUCUGAUGAUGAGCCAUUAAAGAAAUUAAGUUCCCCACAACCAGGGACAGAUGCAUAUGACCUUUACAAAACCCUUGCAUCACCAUCACAAGAAACUGAGAAGGAAUCCAAGAUCAAAUUGUUGCCUGGAGAUGAUAUUGAAACUCAACUUGCUAAACUAGAUUCAGGCUCAGUUAUUACAUCACCAAGACUGGAAGUUCAACCCAAUGAGCUUCCACCAGAACCCAAACCCCCAGAGAGUAACACUGGAAGAUCUCGAAGAAACAGGCCCAAUAUUAAUUAUAGUGAAAAUGAUGAUUAUUUGGAUGCCCUGACAACUGGUAUUCCAAAUAAACAUGGAACUAAAACAGUAAGUGACAUCAAAAAGGAAGGAAGAAAGACUAGGAGAAAGCAGGAGACCCUUGCUGAUAUAGCUUCUACUGUUACCACUCCAGAGCAUGAACAAACCAUUGAGAAAAAUGAAAUUCCUAUUGAGAAGAAUGAUUUGAUUGACAUCCUCUCAGGAGGAAGCGACAGUGGUAAAGGUGGAGAUACACCUAAAGUGAAGAGUUACAGGAAGCAUAAAAAGCAUGUUAAAAAUUCAAGCCCUGAUCAUGAUGUAGAAAUGCCACCAGAAGAUAUCCCUGUAGAACAGGGUGCAGCUAGUGAAGAAGUUGGACAGGAAGAGGACACUAAUGAGGUAGUUGCUCAAGCAUUUAAUACUAAUAACACUCCAACCUACUCCCAAGCCAACACACAAUCUUCAGAUUCAGCUUACAAUAGCUGCCCUAAUGAGAAUUUUGAAGAAGAGAUUCAGAAACCUCAAGAAGAUGUGUUUAAAUCUCCCAGGGGUAUGUGUGAUACAGAAGAUCAUGUACCGAAUGAUGAGAAGCCUAGUGUUAAAUUAGUUAUAACCAAGAAGAAAGGAUCUAUAUUUAAGAGUAAAUCACUUGUGAAUGACAAUCCAUCACCCCUGCCGGCUAGGAAGAGACGUCAUCUGUAUAGACAUGAAUGGGCUAAUGAUAAAGGAAAUGAGACUCCAAGGCCUGAACCUGUAGAGAAUGCAGAAGUGAGGAAUCAAGUUGGUGAGGUAUCGGAGGAGCUCAGCAGAGUGACUAGGUAUAGAGCUCCAGAUCCUAUAGUUGAUGAUCCUGUUGAGGCAGUGAAACCUUAUACUAGCGUCAAGUGCAGUAAAGAGGCUAAAGAGUUUUACACAGUGGUUAGAAACGUGAAGAAAGCACAUCAGAUCCAGGAAAUUGGAGAAUUCCAAGAGUUCAAUGAUGAUGUGGAAUAUCUAUUAGAUGCUUUGCAGAAUAACAACCCGAUCUCGACGCGUUGCCUGUCUGCGAUCACGCUGGCGAGCAAAUGCACCGCGCCCGCGUUCCGCAUGCACUUGCGAGCGCACGGCACCGUGCAGAAGUUCUUCAGCGCCCUGCACGACGCCACCAAUGAUCAGAGUUUGGGUCUAUGUACUGCAACGGUGAUGUUUGUGUUGUCACAAGAUCGUCUCAACAUGGAUCUGGACCGUGAAUCACUUGAACUUAUGCUCAAUUUACUAGAAUCUGAUGCAUCACAUAAGAAUGCACUUGACGACUGUGGCCUGACAUCAGCACAAUUGACGAAGACCCAGGAGAGAGUUCGUGAGCUUUGCGCUGAAAUUAAAAGCCAAGGGAAAGCACAGCAUUUGGAUCUGGAGAAUAUUACUGUGGGUCAUUUAGCAAUGGAAACUCUUCUCUCGCUGACGUCAAAACGCGCUGGUGAAUGGUUCAAGGAAGAACUUCGCGUAUUGGGCGGCGUCGACCACAUUGUUCGCACGAUUCAGGACUGCGCCUUGAAACUUGACACGCCGAUCGAAACUUGGACCAAUGCUGAUGUUGAAGUGCUGAGGAAGGCCGAUAGGUGUUUGCGGGUCCUGGAAAAUGUGACGCAAGCAAACGAGGACAACCAAAUCUACCUAUGCGGCAACGGCGGCGUCGCAGCCCGCACCGUGUGCGGCGUGCUGCGCGCCUGGUGCGGCGCCGCGCGGCAGCACCACGCGCUGCGCCAGCCGCUGCUCGAUGCUGCACUGCCGGCGUUGAAAGUACUGCUGAAUUUGUCGCAUAACUUUGGGCCUAAUGUGUCCUUAGGAGCGCAGGUGAUUGGUGAACAGCCAUCAGUGAUGGAGACUUGUCUCCUCAUUCUGUACAACCAAGGGAACUUCAUUCCUGACAACAGAAACUUCGAAUUUAGUGUUUGCGUGUUGUUGCUGUUAAUAAACUUAGUUCAGAACAACGAAGCGAAUACCGAGAGGCUGUUGAAUGCGCGAAUUCGUGUUGACAACGAAGAUGAAAUCAUAUCCAGGAGUAUUGGAGCGCUAGACCUUAUUGUAGAUCUGUUCUAUAAGAGAGAAGACCUUGCUAGGCGGGCUGAGGAAAAUACCGACGCCAUUCUAGACGGUGAAAAGGAACCGGACGAUAAUAAUGACAAGAAGAAGCAAUCUCAAGACGACAUAGACGAGACUGUUGCGAAGUUGCUGGCGCGUGCGGGUGCGCACAUGGAGCACAGCAUGGUGGGCGCGUACAUGGCGCUGCUGCUCGGCCACGCCGCCGGCGCCGCGCCGCGCCACGCCGCCGCCGUGCGCGCGCGCGUGCCGCUCUACGCGCCGCUGCUGCCCACGCUCAACAAGUACUACGCCUUCCUGUCGCUCACCGCCAGCGCCGAGGCCGCUAUUGUGGCUCACGUUAAGGCUACGCAUCGUAUCAUCGAGUUCAUGAAGGCGAGCGACAAGGAGGCCGAAGCUGCAGCUGAACCGCCCACAGACGUGCCACAAGACAUGUCGCUAAGCAACCUCAACUACAGCCUCAACUAUAAUACGUCUAGUUCCGACCGUAUGUCCUCCUCAAUGGAGCUGGACGGCUACCACUGAGACGCACUCAGCGCGUGUGUGACCGGGACUCGGCCAAUUCGCAUACGCAACGUAUCGUAAGGCGAGAACAAUACGAGCGCAUACAAUUUAGAUAAGCAGCGUAGGCAACAACGCUUCAUUUGAAAAUGUAUGCGUGGGAUUAGAUUCGCUUACAAUAUGUGCCGUGUGUGUUAUGCCUCGCUUGUGCUCACCGAUGCCGAAUCUCGUGCGAACUACUGAAUUUUCGCUAGUGAUCGCCAGUCGUCCGGCCCAACAGGCAAGCCAACCGAUGUUGGCCCAGUUCGAAUAGUGAAACCGUGGACGAUACUGAAUCGCAUCGUUGUGCCCACAAGUAUAAUCAUAAGUUUUGGUUAGAAAUGCAGAUCGUUAAGUACCGGGAAUGUUUUAUGAUAAACGGAGAUUUAUUACUGUUCUGUUGGCUGAUAGAGUUUAUGUAGGAUAUUGGAUAGUGUCGAGCGUUGAUUUCGACGUGAACUUCCUAAUGGCUUGACAUUUAGGAAUGGCGCGUGGUUUUGUUAGUGCAUGCAUAUGUGUCUUAACAUGUAUCUACUAAGCGUUUAGAUAUUCGGAGUCUUGAGUUCAUCCUUGUUGUAAGACUUGUAAAUACGAACCAAAUCAACAAAUAACCCUUGUAUAUUGUGAACACCCUUUAGCAAUAGUAUAUAAUAUGCCAUUUGUAAAAGUGAAACAAUAUUAUAGGUGGUGGACGUUUGUUUGCACGCGGCUAUUAUAAGUACCUCUUCUCUUUGUAUCGAUACUUCUUCCUUCUCUUUGAUAUUGUAAAUAUAAAUCACAGACUGUUAAGAUGAUAGUUAUGUUGACGACAUAGAUAUGGGUUAUGAAGUCUUAAUUAAAUUGAGAUAUUCCGAGUUUAAGCCACUGAACUGGCAAUAUAAAAGUGCAAAAAUAGUCGAGUAAGUGUAUAAUAGAUAUGUAUUCUUUUAUGUGAAUAUUGUGUCUGCACUUUUUUGUAUUAUACCACUCCGAGAGAGUUACAAAUUAUUAGAGUAUUGUUCUAUUGAGGCACAAUCGUUUAUUGUAAAUAAAUUUUAGCUAGUACCAAUAGUUCGGUCUCUGUUGAGGAGUAAAUUUAGAGUAGGAACAGUUGACGAUGUCUGCGUAUGUUGAGACGUAAUGCAGCGGGCAGCGUGACGUCACGCCGCCCGCCACGAGAUGGUGCAAAAUGUACAAACACUCACUUGAUAGUCGCUCGCAAAUGAGAGAAUGACCUGUGCUUAGAUAUUAAAAAAUUAGGACAAUUUAUGAUGUUGGAUUUUUAACCAGUUGUAGGACUAGACGACGUUUGAAUAAUGAUUUCCUUAUCAUAAACUUGUUUGCAAAAGACUCCAUGUUCACAACUCGACUGAUGUCCAUUAGGCAACAUUUUAUUUUUACGAUUGAAAUAUAGAACUAAUUAUUAAGGCACAUAAAUUACUUAAUUUUAUCUAGUAUCGCAGAUUAGACGUUUUUCUAAAUCGAAUAUUUGAGUAUGUCUAGGAAUUUUGUAACAAUGACUUUAAUUUGUCACCAGCUCUCAGCGAUACACUGGAUGAGCCAUAGAUAAAAAUGAACUACAGACAAAUUAGGUUUUGUAAUUGCUUAUAUAAAUCGUUGUCAUUGUCGUCCCAUGUAUUUAUAAGGAUUUGUUGAUAUUUGGCACAAUUUGGCUCUGCAGCACUAAAUAAACAUGUUGGAUUAUACUGUGUCGGUGACAGAACUUCAUUCCUAAUAAUAAUUUAUGUCAAGUUAGUUGUUACAUUCGUGUUUGACGCAUUUUGUUCUGAAUUUAAUAUUAUUAAAUUGGAGAUUGUAGUAAUUAUGUUCUUAUAUACACAAUACGGUUGCACGGUUCGCAUGAAUUUCACACGAGAAGCAACGUUUCACUGUUACGGGAAUGCACGGAGUCAAUUCUGCUCUUCGUUACCUUGUGACGACAUUUUCUGACAGCUUUACUUUAUUUAUAAGACGUUUUUUAAGAUGACGAAAUGGGUAUAUUAUGUAACUCAAGUUGUAAACUCGCUGUGUUUUGUUAAAUUACAGCUAGGAUUAUUAUAUUUAAAAGACCAGGGGUUUCCUUAUCAAUUUAUUUUGUGUACAGCUAUGAUUUUAUUAUUGCCUAAAUUAUAUUUACGUAAUUUAUUAACCUGUGUAUGUAUGAACUAAGCGUAGCUCUAAAGUGCAUUUCGUUACGGAAUUUUCAUCUUUAUAACGCCUGUGUUUUGAGUAAUAUGUUGUUUAAAACUAUUAUCACGAGAGUUUGAUAUCUUGAGAAAUUAUUAUUGUAUAUGUAAUGUGUAAUUAUGUUAUAAAGUAUUACGUGUAAUUAUUCAAAGAAGACAAUUUAAAUAACUAAA